Culex pipiens pallens (northern house mosquito) is the source of this 2346-nucleotide messenger RNA. Its product is annotated as activating signal cointegrator 1 complex subunit 2. The coding region runs from base 129 to 2279 and encodes 716 amino acids. The transcript is spliced from 5 exons. Gene Ontology annotation, molecular function: ubiquitin binding. The record is from RefSeq and is a predicted model, not a curated record. NCBI's taxonomy places the organism in Eukaryota, Metazoa, Arthropoda, Insecta, Diptera, Culicidae. Gene Ontology annotation, biological process: regulation of DNA-templated transcription.
UUUUGUGAGUUUUUCGUGAAAAGUGGUCGUAAUUUUCAUGAAAAGCCGGUGAUUUUGGCUUCCGCGAUUGCUUACGUUCUAAUGAAGUAUUGUUUAUUGAGUUGAGCGAAAUUUUUCAGCAUAAAACCAUGGCUUUCACAGUGUUUAAGAACGACAAGAAGCUUCCGCUGAACGAGUUAACCCUCCAGCUGGAGGAGGGCGGUUCUAAGCGUAGCCUCCCGGCUUUGCACGAAAAGUGGUCCGAACCGCGGGUCUUCACCCGGUACGUGCCCUUCCCGUUCAAGGCGGGCGCGGUCGAGGAGGGUCCCGCCCUGGAGCAGUGGAUCGCCGAAACUGGGUGGUUCAUUAAGGAUCUUCGAUGGCUGUUGGGGUUGGAGCACUUUCGCUUCUGGUCCACGAUGGUCCACAACCGGGGCGCCAUCGAAACCGUCAUCUCGUUCACCCAAACGGCCAUCCCGUACUACCUGGCGGGGGUGGUCCGCGGAGCGGCCACCGUCUAUCCGCUCUACUCGGAAGCGCACCGGUUGACCAUCCAGGUCAUCUGCCGGCUGGUCACCCAGAGAGAGUCCGACCAGUGCUGGCUCGCGAAAGAGUUCCUCGGGGAUCUGCUGUACCGGCACUAUCUGGUGUCGGUUCCGCUGCUGGUCGAGCUGCUUCCGGUUUACGGCUGCGCGGACAACAAACCGCUGCUGACGCGCCUGCUCCAGACCGUGUUCAAGCUGCAGCCCAAGUACGUGCAGGAUCUGAGCGUGGCGGUCAAGUUCCUGCAGGAGACGUUCAAAACCAUCCAGCGCCAAAUCGAGUCCGACCGGAUCGAGGGCCAGGUCGCGAACGCGGCCACCCUCAACGACCUGGCCGUGUACACGCUGGACUGUUGCACGACCCUGGCCCUCCUCGUGGAACUCUACCCGGACUGUCGACCGGUCUGCGCCGACCUCGGCCUCGAGCAGUCCAUCAGCGGCUUCUACGACAACACGCUCGUCCUCCUCUACAAAAACGUCUUCACCAUGGACAACGAGUCGCCCUAUCUGACCUACCUGAACGCGGCCCGCCGCGACCUCCUAGCCGCCUUCCGCGCCAUCGUCCAGCUGCAGCUGGAAAAAGCCCGCGAAGGCGGCCCCAACUCCCUCAACCCAGCCGACAAAUUCCUCUGCAUUCUCACGGAAUGCCUCUCGGAACCGAUCUUCGUCCGCGACUACCAACGCCACUACCCACUCGACGAAGACCUGCACGAACUCAAGCAAACCGUUUCCGGGUUGGACCACUUCAAGCUGGAUUUCGUCGCGAGCGCCUACUGCGGCGGGGAGGAAAACGGCAAACUGACCAACGGGCACGCCAGCAGCGAUAGCGACGCGGAGGAGGAGGACGUCGUCGUUCCGAAGGAACCUGCUGCGCGAAGCGAUGUGGAGUUGACCCCCGAGCAGAAGGUCGAGGCGGAUGUGAGGAAGGUGUUGGACGUGUUGCCCCACCUGGGGGAUGGGUACGUGAGGAAGAUUCUGAAGCGAUACGGGGACGAUCCGGAGCAGGCGAUUGCGGCGAUUCUGGAGGGGAAUCUGCCGCCGGAUCUGGCGGAGGCCGACCCGGCCGAGCCGUACAUUCCGCCGGACGUGAAGGAUCGGUUCUUUGUGGAGACGGGCAUCGAACGGCUCAACAUCUACGACGGCGACGAGCUGGACGUGCUGACGCGGGACACGGUCCGCGGCGUCAUCAAGCGGGGCAAGGGAAUGCCGGGGCAGCCGCGGAACAUGCGCGAAAUGCUGGACGACAAGAGCCACGUGCGGGAGAUGAAGACGCGGACGCGCUACCAGGAGUACCAGAUUGUGUGCGACGAGUAUGAUGAUGAGUACGAUGACAGCUUCGAUGCGAUGGCCGACUCGGAGUCGAAGAAGAUCCGGCUGACGAAGGAGAUGCGGAACGCGCUGGUGGACGAGGAGGAGGAGGAUGAGGAAGGUGGGGGUGAGGAGGAGGGGGAGUUUCAGCCGAGCAAGAAGCCGCUUGAUUUCUGCGAGAAUCCGGAAGUGGCUAGGGCGCGGUACGAGGAGAGGAGGAGGAGCAAGCAGCAGGCUAGGGGAGGAGGUGCGGGAGGGCCUUCCGGAAGUGGGGGUGGAGGUCAGCAAGCUCCGGAGAGGGAUGUGGUGGGGAAGGCCAAGGGACAGGGCCAGGAUAAGGCCGUGCUGCAGAACCGGAAGCACAAGAAUGAAAAUAAGGCGGCCAAGGGAAAUCACAACCGGAAGGCGGGAGCGACCUUUAAGAGGAACAAGGGGAUGAUUCCGUCGUAAGAGGAAAGGGGAUUCUGGACAGUGCUAAAGUUUGCUUGUAAUAAAUACGUAUUGAUGUCAAAUUUAA